UAGGGGAAAGGGGGCGGUGUGCGCACGCGCGUGAGGGAGAGGUGACCUUCCAGGCGGAAAGGCGCUGGAGCCGGGGGUCGAGGCAGGAUGCUGAGCAAGUUCGUGGGCCCCCGUUACGGGCAGCUCCUGCGCAACUGGAUACCUACGAUGAGCAUGUGGGGCACCGUGGGAGCCGUGGGGCUGGUGUGGGCCACAGACUGGAGGCUCUUCCUCGACUACGUGCCUUGGAUCAACGGCAAGUUUAAGAAAGACGACUGAGCGUCGCAAGGAGAGCAACCCGUUUGGUCCCGGAGAGGCUUCCUUUCCUUCCCUUUGCCUUGCCGGCGCUCCGAAACUGUGAAACCCUUGAAACUUGCCUGGCGGUGCCGAAACCUUUCCAUUUCCUCUCGCCGAACGGGCAGAUCCUGCGCCGAUAAUGUCACAAUGAAUAAAGCCUCUUUUAGCUCACAGGG
Lacerta agilis (Sand lizard) is the source of this 452-nucleotide messenger RNA. RefSeq names its product cytochrome b-c1 complex subunit 10. Gene Ontology annotation, biological process: mitochondrial electron transport, ubiquinol to cytochrome c. The transcript is spliced from 3 exons. The record is from RefSeq and is a predicted model, not a curated record. Bases 88 to 258 code for a protein of 56 amino acids. NCBI's taxonomy places the organism in Eukaryota, Metazoa, Chordata, Lepidosauria, Squamata, Lacertidae. Gene Ontology annotation, cellular component: mitochondrial inner membrane.